This is a messenger RNA of Pestalotiopsis fici W106-1, 1191 nucleotides long. RefSeq lists its product as uncharacterized. The coding region runs from base 1 to 1191 and encodes 396 amino acids. Lineage: Eukaryota; Fungi; Ascomycota; Sordariomycetes; Amphisphaeriales; Sporocadaceae. The record is from RefSeq and is a predicted model, not a curated record. The transcript has 5 exons.
AUGGAUUACGCUAUAGGACCUUUGGACGAUCCAUGGGUACUACGAAGGUCUCGGACGCAAACAUUGUCUUGGCGACCUCCUCUUUACACAUACUCCAAUGUACUGGAAGGAGAUCAUUGGCAUGCCGAGCCGAACAGCCAUCCACCCAGGAGGGUGAAAAGAGGCGACAUACCAAGUUUCGACAGUACGUCAUACGAUAGGAGUGCUUUGGGAAUUCUUGGCUUCGACGUAGAUGAUGGCCAACACAGCAUAGUAGAAGACGUUGACUACACAAAGUACCACGAACGGCCAGGCGACUGGAAAGAACUUUGUCAUCUCAUGUGCGUCAUCUUGGUACCUCUAACAUUACCGGCCGUUGAAAAUCUGAACUAUUACGUUUCCUAUAAGCCCGGCCGCGCCUCAUGGAAUCAUUAUUGGUCUCCAACCGGAGCCAAGCGCGACUCGGAAGCACUGCUUGAAUAUUUCAUGACAAUGAACCAUAUUCAAGAACCUUCUCAGCUUCUGCCUCUCGACGCUAGAGCAGCACUGUUCUAUAACCUACCAGGGCUAAUGGUGCAUUCGGCAGACUACCAGGAGCGAUACACUGAGUAUGCGCAGAGAGCCAGUCCGCGGUCUCCCAAGUUACCCUCAGCUUUCUACUCUUGGGAUAGAGAGCAAAACACAUUACCAGGAUUGUACUUUAGCAUCUUCUAUCUAAAGAAAGCCGGAAAGAGAGACGGCAGCAGGCUCUGGGGUACAGACAGCAAGCAUCUGCAAUACUCGAGACAACAUCUGAUGAUACAACUUGUGGAACAAGCCGUCUUCAACCUGUGGGACCCGUCUGAAAUUGUGACAAUCAAAAUCAGCCAUGUCGAAUUUUACCUUGAGCAAAAUAUCAGAACUCUUGGAAUGGUCCGAACAUGGGUUCUGAGGAACUACAAGGCAGUAGGGAAGGAAGAGGAGCCCCUUUCCGCGGAGUAUGUGCAAGUGAUCGACAUGUUUGACAGCAAGAUACCUGAAAUGAUAAGCAAACUAGAGCUCCUCCUCGGCUCAGCAAUUGCAUCACUCAAGGAAGCUGGCGACGCAUCUGCUGAAAGACUGCUACGACUGAGCACGAAUCAACUCCAACUUGGCUUUGUUUCGCAAAACACCAUCUCGAGUGCAACCACUCUAGUUCUCAUCUUCAUUCCGUUGAUAUUCGUUUCGUACUAA